AUGUCUACCAAGUGGGUUCCUCUCGAAGCCUCUCCCGACUGGUCAAAGCCACUCGGUCUUCCGGCUUCUCUCACAUUCCAAGACCUCUUCUCCCUCGACCCAGACUUUCUCACCUUCAUCCCCGGUCCCCACAAGGCCGUCCUCCUUCUCUUUCCUUCCAAGGGCAAGCUCGCCGAAGAGAGAAAGAAGGAGGAAGAGAACAAGGCUAGUGGGGAGGGUGUGUUCAAAGGUGAAGGAGUUUGGUGGAUCAAACAAACGAUCGGGAACGCUUGUGGAUCGAUCGGCUUACUUCAUUCGCUGUUGAACCUUCCUGAAAAGGGCCCCGAUGCUGUUGAUCCUUCCUCCAAGCUCGCUCAGUUCAAGGCCGAAUCGCUGCCUUUGACCGGACUCGAGCGAGCCAAGUUCCUUGACGAGACCACCUUCUUCUCUGACGCCCACACCUCUGCCGCUCAGGAGGGCCAGUCCAGUGUACCUACCGACCUCGAAAAUGUCGAGGAGCACUUUAUCGCGUUUGUUGAGGCUAUCAAUGAGGAUGGGGAGAAGAGGAUCGUCGAGUUGGAUGGUGGACGAACGGGGCCUUUGGAUAGAGGAGUGUCGACCAACUUUUUACCUGACGUUGCCAAGGUCGUCCAAGAGAAAUACUUUGACCGCGCCGACGGGGCUGUCAACUUCAACAUGAUCGUUUUGGCCGGCAAGGGUGACGAGUGA
This is a messenger RNA of Cryptococcus wingfieldii CBS 7118, 708 nucleotides long. Its product is annotated as ubiquitin carboxyl-terminal hydrolase L3. The record is from RefSeq and is a predicted model, not a curated record. Lineage: Eukaryota; Fungi; Basidiomycota; Tremellomycetes; Tremellales; Cryptococcaceae. The coding region runs from base 1 to 708 and encodes 235 amino acids. Gene Ontology annotation, biological process: ubiquitin-dependent protein catabolic process; protein deubiquitination. Gene Ontology annotation, cellular component: cytoplasm. The transcript has 5 exons. Gene Ontology annotation, molecular function: cysteine-type deubiquitinase activity.